This is a messenger RNA of Sphenostylis stenocarpa, 822 nucleotides long. Lineage: Eukaryota; Viridiplantae; Streptophyta; Magnoliopsida; Fabales; Fabaceae. The record is from the annotation of a GenBank genome assembly.
AUGUCCCUCAAAUGUGCAAUUGACUUGGACAUUCCUGACAUCAUACACAAGUAUGGUCAACCCAUGCCACUCUCACAACUCACUGCUUCACUACCAAUCCACCCUUCCAAAGCCAACUGCAUCUUCCGCUUGAUGCGAAUUUUGACCCAUUCUGGCUUCUUCUCUCAACAAAAGCUCAACGAGAAUGAGCUUGAAAUGGGUUAUGUGUUGACUGAUGCAUCCACUCUACUACUUAAGGACAACCCCUUGAGUAUGAUACCGUUCUUGCAUGCCAUGCUUGAUCCAAUUUUGACAAAGCCAUGGCAUCACUUGCCUACAUGGUUCAAGAAUGAUGAUCCUACGCCAUUCCACACAGCACAUGAGAUGAAAAUUUGGGACUUGGCUGGUCGUGAUCCAAAACUUAAUCUCCUUUUCAAUGAUGCCAUGGCGAGUGACGCUCAACUGGUUGCCAAUGUGGUGAUUGAGAGGUGUGAGGGAGUGUUCAAUGGCUUGGAGUCACUUGUUGACGUUGGGGGAGGCACAGGUACCAUGGCAAAGGCAAUUGCCAAAUCAUUCCCUCACUUAGAUUGUACGGUAUAUGAUCUCCCACAUGUUGUUUCCGGUUUACAAGAAGCUGAUAACUUAAAAUAUGUUGGAGGUGACAUGUUUGAGUCCAUUCCUCCUGCAGAUGCCGUGCUGUUGAAGUGGAUAUUACAUGACUGGAAUGAUGAGCAGUGUGUGAGAAUACUGAAGAACUGCAAGAAGGGACUAAAGAGGAAGGUGAUUGUGAUCGACAUGGUGGUGGACAUUGAAAAGGGAGAUGAUGAAUCAAUUGAAACAUAG